UUUAGAUUCUUCGCAUAUAAACCUGUUUGAUGUUAUACCAUUUUUAACUUGUUUUAUUAUUAAACAUUAAAGAGAGAAUAUUACGUUCUUCAAAAGUUAAAUUAAAUUUACACUUGACGCGAUCAAACUAUAAGCAACCACCACGUAUUGCGUACAAUGUAAAACAGAGUGCAAAACAUUCAAAUCCGGUGGUUAUUAAUCACGGAGUUUCCGAAAACAAAUAUCUAAUUAAAUAAUUAAUGAAUGUUGUAUAGAGAUUUACAACUAAAAAUAUUAAUUAUAAAUUUUAAUUUACGUUGUAAUCAUAAGCACACAAAAUGUGGGAGGAAGGAUUUAAAACUAUUAUACUGCCUACAUUAUCUACUAUGUUAGUUUUUGUAUUAGUUAUUAAUUUCUUUCGACGUAUUACAGAAGAAACAUAUAUUCAUAUAAGAGAUGUUACUCAAGAACAUAAUUGGAAGCCUAUUAGAAAAGUAACUAAGUCAUAUUACUGCAGUAUUUGUGAAAGUCUAUUACUAAAUAUCAAUGGUUUAUUAUGUGAUUCAUGUGGAGUAUGUGCUGAUCUUGGAUGUAUCAAAACAGCAAACAAAAUACUUCGUUGUAAAGCUAUUACUAUGGAUAGUAAUGAGCAAUUGCUACAUCAUUGGAUUAAAGGUAAUUUACCAGUAGUAGCAAUGUGUGCUAUUUGUAACGAAGAAUGUGAUACAGAACUUGGGCUUAUGGAUUGGUGGUGUUGUUGGUGUCAAAGAACUGUUCAUGAUUCUUGUAAACUUUCUAUAUCUGAGGUAUGUGACUUUGGUAGAUUUAGAUUAAUGAUAAUCCCACCUCAAAGUUUAAAGGCUAUAAGUAAACGUAGAAGAAUGAGACGCAAAUUAGAGCUACAUUCAAUUAUAAAACCUAAUUGGCUUGGUUGGAAUCCUCUCAUUGUUGUUGGGAACAGGAAAUCUGGCAAUAAUGAUAGUGAAGAAAUUUUAUCAUUAUUUAGAGGAUUAUUAAACCCUGCACAAGUUAUGGAUUUAGCAGAACAAGAUCCAACUGCAAUACUUACAUGGUGUCGUCUACUUGGAGAUACUCUCUGUACAGUUCUUGUUGCAGGGGGUGAUGGUACCAUUGCCUGGUUACUUAAUAUUAUUCAUAAAUUACAAUUAAAUCCAGUUCCAGCUGUAGCAAUACUUCCUUUAGGAACAGGAAAUGAUUUGUCCAGAGUAUUGAAAUGGGGUAAAGAGCAUGAUUCGAAUUUAGAUCCUACUGACAUUUUACAAAAGAUAGAACUUGCAGAAAGGGUUAACUUUGAUAGGUGGAGUGUAAAAGUAAAACCACACAAUGGAUUAGGAUCUACAGGAUCACAACAAAAUCUUUUUAUGUAUAAUUAUCUAAGCAUAGGAGUGGAUGCACAAGUAACAUUAGACUUCCACCGCACAAGGCAAAGCCGUUUUUAUUUGUUCAGUCAUAGAAUUUUUAAUAAGUUAUUAUACAUAUGCUUUGGUACACAACAAGUCAUGGAAAGAGAAUGCAAAAAUCUUGACAAAAGUUUAGAAGUGUACUUAGAUGGCAAAAGAGUAGUUCUACCUUCUAUAGAAAGCAUAGUUAUACUUAACAUUCCAUCAUGGGCUGCUGGUGUUGACCUCUGGAAUAUAGGAUUGGAAGAAGGACAAAACGAAGUAGGAGCUCAGAAAAUUGAUGAUCAAAAGCUAGAGGUUUGUGCUCUUUACUCAUCUUUUCACAUGGCUCAAUUACAAGUUGGUUACUCGCAACCACAUCGAUUGGGACAAGCUAGUGUUAUAAAAGUAAAACUAUUGAAAUCAUGUGCCAUACAAAUCGAUGGUGAACCUUGGUAUCAACAUCCUUGUGAGCUUAAUAUUACUUAUUGCAAUCAAGCAUUGAUGUUGAAGAAUAAAAAUUAUUAAGCCUACAUUUGUAAGCAUUACGGGUAUAAAAAUGCA
Molecule: messenger RNA, 1943 nt
Organism: Vespa velutina
Lineage: Eukaryota; Metazoa; Arthropoda; Insecta; Hymenoptera; Vespidae
Gene: Dgkepsilon
Product: diacylglycerol kinase epsilon-like
Exons: 12
Coding region: 318-1907 (529 amino acids)
Molecular function (GO): ATP-dependent diacylglycerol kinase activity
Source: RefSeq, a predicted model, not a curated record